Cydia amplana is the source of this 322-nucleotide messenger RNA. RefSeq lists its product as uncharacterized. Lineage: Eukaryota; Metazoa; Arthropoda; Insecta; Lepidoptera; Tortricidae. Bases 32 to 322 code for a protein of 96 amino acids. The record is from RefSeq and is a predicted model, not a curated record. The transcript has 2 exons.
GAUACUCGUGCGAUGUGUUAAAAUAAAAUAGAUGGAUCCAGAGAGGCAGCCGCUUUUGUCCGAUUUGAGGUGCCGGAGAGUUAGAGCUUUAACCUUCGACGAGGUUCUCGCCGUCCGUCAGAACAGCAUUUGGCGCCGCUGUCGCCUCAUCCUGAUCCUGAUAUUCUGGGCGACGAUAGCUAUGUUCCUGUCUAUGAUAACUUGCCUGCUGCUGAAGACACAAUGUCGGCCAGAACUGUCCAGUGUUAAAGGGAUACCGCCAGUACAUUUGACGAUGGCGCCGCUCAUAGCUUCUACGCGAGCUGAUGCGUACAUACUCUAA